Messenger RNA from Oncorhynchus tshawytscha (Chinook salmon), 1125 nucleotides. RefSeq names its product dual specificity phosphatase 22b (gene dusp22b). Lineage: Eukaryota; Metazoa; Chordata; Actinopteri; Salmoniformes; Salmonidae. The transcript is spliced from 7 exons. Gene Ontology annotation, biological process: protein dephosphorylation; positive regulation of JNK cascade; regulation of cell population proliferation. Gene Ontology annotation, cellular component: cytosol. The record is from RefSeq and is a predicted model, not a curated record. Gene Ontology annotation, molecular function: protein tyrosine/serine/threonine phosphatase activity. The coding region runs from base 113 to 754 and encodes 213 amino acids.
CUGUCGGUGAAGUCUACCCAUAGAGUCUGUGGCAUAGACUGUAUACAAAUUGUGAAUAUAAAAAUAAGCGUAGGCCUGCCAUCCUUCAUUUACAGAGACCAUGCCUCUCUAGAUGAGAAAAAACUACAUAUCCCAGGAAGCAUUGAAAACAUCGGGAGCUUUAGGGAACAGCGCUGCUGCAGACUGUGUCCUGCCUGACUUGUACUUGGGAAACUUCAAAGAUGCGAGGGACAGAGAGCAGUUAGCGAGGAACAACAUCACACACAUCCUCUCCAUCCAUGACAGUGCAGCCCCUAUCCUGCCGGAGAUUACCUAUCUAUGCAUCUCAGCAGCGGACCUGCCCACACAAAACCUGACACAGCACUUCAAACAGAGCAUCAUGUUCAUGCACGAGUCCCGGCUGAAAGGAGAGGGCUGUCUGGUCCACUGUCUGGCGGGUGUGUCUCGGAGUGUCUCCCUGGUGGUGGCCUACAUCAUGACAGUGACAGGGCUGGGCUGGCAGGAGGCUCUGGCUGCUGUGAGGGUGGCCCGGCCCUGCGCUGGCCCCAACCUGGGGUUUCAGCGCCAGCUCCAGGAGUUUGAGACCACUCACGCUGACCAGUACAGGGAGUGGCUUCGGCAGGAGUACAAAGAGAGUCCCUUCAAUGACGAGGACGACAUCCGCAUCCUGUUGACAAGGAGUCUCAAACCCAACGGGGUGGCGGUGGAGGUGAAUAUUGAGCCGCCCACCCCUCCAGGAUUGCAGGGUACCUGAGACCCCUUAUCUAGGUCUUAAGUCUUGCAUUGUGGGAUGAUACCACUCUGGUCCCAAGAGGGGGGGGGUUCUCUCUCUGUCAGUACGCCGUUGGACCAGUCUCUCUCUCUGUUGUUGUCCCUUUGCUGGAGAAGACUGGGGGAGGAUGGGCCGAUUGAUGCACCAUUUUGAGAAGGUUUAUUGAUGUUUUAUUAUGGCUAAUACUACUGGUUUUAUUACCCCUAUUUUAUGUAUAUAGCUAUGUAUACCACGUUCUGUAUUUGUACUUGCUUUUCUAAAUCUUCAAAAUGUAUAAUAUUGUUACCAUGUCAUUUGUUUCUUCUUGAAGCCAUUUGUGAGCUUUUUGUGCAAUAAUAAAAGGAUUCAAGUCA